UGUCAAUUACAAGCGUCCCGUAGAACCAAAACAAACAGAGGAAGAAGCAUUGGAUGGGCUAGUCUUUACUUUUGAUGUUUCUGGACACAUACGGGGCAUACAUAACUGUAAUCAGUUCAACAGAGACACAAUGUCGAAUAUGGAGAAACACCUCUUCAACCUUAAAUUUGCUGCCAAAGAAUUACAACGCAACUCAAAGAAAUGUGACAAAGAGGAAAGGGCAGAGAAGGGCAAAGUGAAGAAGGCGAUCCAAAAAGGCAACACUGAGGUUGCCAGGAUCCAUGCGGAGAAUGCCAUCCGUCAGAAGAACCAGUCCAUCAACUUCCUAAGGAUGAGUGCCCGUGUGGAUGCGGUGGCAGCGCGGGUUCAGACUGCCGUCACCAUGAACCAGGUCACCAAGUCCAUGGCUGGGGUUGUGAAGUCUAUGGAUGCCACACUGAAGAGCAUGAAUCUGGAAAAGAUCUCUGCAUUGAUGGAUACAUUUGAGCACCAGUUUGAGACCUUGGAUGUGCAGACAGCUCAGAUGGAGGACACGAUGGGCAACACCACCACCCUGACUACACCACAAAAUGAAGUUGAUCUGCUGAUGCAUGAAAUGGCUGACGAAGCAGGGUUGGAUCUGACCAUGGAGCUCCCCCAGGGCCAGACUGGUUCAGUGGGCGCUAGCGUGGCAUCGACAGAACAGGACGAGCUUUCUCAGAGGCUGGCCAGACUGAGAGACCAGGUCUAGACUGGAGAAAGGGAAGGAGGACCCGAGGAGAGAGCAGGAUGGAGGAGGAGUGCUCUGUGCCUACAGGAGCCAUGAUCCCCCAACCACCCCAGGAGUGAUUGUGGGCUGUUGUCACUGGUUCAGAGGAGGAGCAUGCUCUGUGCUCCCUAUCAAGUACUGUCACAUCAUCACAUACAGUGGUAGUGACAACAAUGGCCAGUCCUGAUCUGCCCCCCGUCCCUCCUCUCAGUUCCACCCCUCCCUAAAAGAUAAAAAAAGCUAUGAUCCUCACACUCGUCACCAUAUCAGUAUUGAGUUGCACAUGUUUAUUUAAUCAUAUUUAAUAUUUAUUUCCUUCAAAUGUCGCCUUAGUUACGGCGUCACAAACGGCUGUACAUGCCCCCGGAAUGUAUCCAUGCAUCCUCAAGAUAUGCCCACAUUUUUAAUGUAAAAAGAAAAAAAGCCAAUGACAAAGCAUGAUGAAAUACUUUGGAGGUUGAGGUGGAUGACGUCACUAGUGCUCCUGUUGGUAUGCGUUGACGUGGCAUUGAAUCGACCUUCCAAGUGUUUCUUUUUGUGUUCCCUCUGCGUGGCUCUGAGCUUUGUGUGGAGAGAAAAUCCCAUCCAUUGUUGAUCCUCUGUCCUCAUGUCAGCUCAGCUGAAAAGCUUUUCUGUUCUCAUAGGACUAAAAGUCAAUAAAGAGUUUUUAACAUUUA
Osmerus eperlanus (European smelt) is the source of this 1425-nucleotide messenger RNA. Its product is annotated as charged multivesicular body protein 1B2. The record is from RefSeq and is a predicted model, not a curated record. Gene Ontology annotation, cellular component: ESCRT III complex; multivesicular body. Gene Ontology annotation, biological process: protein transport; endosome transport via multivesicular body sorting pathway; late endosome to vacuole transport. NCBI's taxonomy places the organism in Eukaryota, Metazoa, Chordata, Actinopteri, Osmeriformes, Osmeridae. The transcript is spliced from 8 exons. The coding region runs from base 131 to 730 and encodes 199 amino acids.